Brachypodium distachyon (stiff brome) is the source of this 1871-nucleotide messenger RNA. RefSeq lists its product as uncharacterized. The transcript has a single exon. NCBI's taxonomy places the organism in Eukaryota, Viridiplantae, Streptophyta, Magnoliopsida, Poales, Poaceae. Gene Ontology annotation, molecular function: protein binding. The coding region runs from base 235 to 1566 and encodes 443 amino acids. The record is from RefSeq and is a predicted model, not a curated record.
CUCUUUUCCGUUUCCCUAAAGCUAAAUUCCCUUCUCGUGCUCCACUUCGUUUGCCCCUUUGCUGUUGUUUCUCCCCUCUACAUCCUUCUUCAUGGACCAUUCUCUUCUUAUACUUGACCCAAUCGGCAUCCAUUGUCCUACCGGGGCGGCCAUUGUCCAUGAACUGGAGCAGAAGACUUCGCCUUCGUGCCAUGGCGUAGUUAACCCAAGUGCCUUGCCAACGUGGAACCAGCAAUGGCGCUUCAAGCUCCAGCAGCUCCAGCUCGUGCGCUCCUGCUCCUGCUAGCCUUCGCGGUCUCUGCCUCCAGCUCCACCCACAGCCACAGCCACUUGGUUUCUGCACCAGCGCCGGUGCCGGAGACUGAGACGACGACAGGAUCAUCAUCAUCGGAUGGCUGCGGGUGCGGGCCAACGCCGCCGCCAUGGGACUUCGAGAACCAGAAGCUCACAGCGCUCUACAGCGUGAUCCAAACCUUCAAGCGAACAAUCACAAGCGACCCUCUCGGGGUCACCUCAACCUGGGUGGGCACCAAGAUCUGCGACAGCGCCGACAACGGCACGGCCUACAAGGGCUUCUUCUGCGACCACCCUCCCGACAGCCCCCCCGGCACGCGCACCGUGGCCUCCAUCGACUUCAACGGCUUCCACCUCCGGGCACCCACACUCGCCGGCUUCAUCGACGCCUUCCCGGACCUCGCCUUGUUCCACGCAAACUCCAACUCCUUCUCCGGCAACGUCCCGGACCUCACGGGUUUACCAUACUUCUACGAGCUCGACCUCUCCAACAACGCCUUCUCGGGAUCCUUCCCGGACACCGUGGUGCCACUCGGCAACCUCCUCUUCCUCGACCUCCGCUUCAACGGCUUCUCCGGCUCCGUGCCGGCACCCGUCUUCGCGCUCUCCGUAGAAGCGCUCUUCCUCAACAACAAUGGGUUUUCCGGAGACAUCCCGGACUCGGCAUUCGGGUCAACCACGGCAGAGUACCUCGUCGUGGCCAACAACCAGUUCACCGGCCCGAUCCCGCGCUCCAUCUUCAACGUCUCCGGGACGCUCUCCGAAGUGCUUUUCCUCAAUAACAGGUUCUCCGGGUGUCUCCCUUACGAGAUCGGGCUCGUGGAAGGGCUGACGGUGUUCGACGCCGGGGGUAACGAGAUCAAGGGCCCGAUACCGUUGUCUUUCGGGUGUUUGAGUGAUGUGGAGCAGCUUAACCUUGCCGGGAACCAGCUCUACGGGCACGUCCCAGACGUGCUCUGCGCGUUGGCUAAGACGGGCAAGCUGGGGAACUUGUCUUUGAGCGACAAUUACUUUCAUUCUGUUGGGCGUCUGUGCAUGGAGCUGGUGAGGAGCCGGGUGCUGGAUGUGAAGAAGAACUGUAUCCUUGGGUUCCCCCGGCAGCGGCCGGCCAUGGAGUGCGCCGCGUUUUAUGCCGAUCCGAGCAAGCACUGCCCGUUUAUCCCGCAUAUCCCGUGUGACCUUCCCGGGUUCAGGCCGCCGGCUUUUGCGCCGCCGUCAAAGGCGUUGCCGGCGACUAAGACGACGGGCCAUGGCGGCGGCGGUGGGAAUUAACUGACGAUUUCUGGCGUGGUGGGGAUAUAUGCGUGUGCAUUGUCACGUGAAGUGCACAGGAAUAGGAAGCGGCAAAUGGACUCUCGUUUGGUGGUUUCAAUUUUGUCAGUGAUUUCGCUGUUAUGAAUUGCCGAAUAAGGUGUUGUGUGACAGUAGACUGAUCGGAGUCAAAUAACUGCCUGCCUUACCAAUUAGCGUCUGUAUGACAGUGAUUGUGGACAAACUCUUCACAUUGCCUUCGAAUUGAACUAUGGUGGGUUUACUCUCCUGCCUGGAUAAUCAAAUUGCAAGAUUUCUGCAACCAA